Molecule: messenger RNA, 2204 nt
Organism: Hyposmocoma kahamanoa
Lineage: Eukaryota; Metazoa; Arthropoda; Insecta; Lepidoptera; Cosmopterigidae
Exons: 1
Coding region: 16-774 (252 amino acids)
Molecular function (GO): oxidoreductase activity
Source: RefSeq, a predicted model, not a curated record
GAAUAAAAAAUUGAAAUGGAUUUCAAAGAUAAAGUAAUUAUAAUCACUGGUGCAAGUGUUGGAAUCGGUGAAGCCACAGCAUUAAAGCUGGCUGCAUAUUCCGCUAAGCUGGUACUUGUAGCAAGAAAUGAAGAGAAAUUAAAACAGGUGGCUUCGAAAAUUGAGAAAUGUAAAGGUAUAAAACCACUGAUCGUCAAAGCGGACUUAGAAAAAGAUGAAGAUGUAAAAAAAAUUGUGGAGAAGACUAUCGAAUGCUUUGGUAAAAUCGAUGUAUUGAUUAACAACGCCGGUGCUGGAAUGAUAGCAGGAUUGAAAGAUGGGAUUCUACCUUACGAGAAAAUGAUGAGAUUGAAUAUACGAUGCCCAUAUUUCCUCACCAGUCUUGUAUCUCCUUACCUGAUAAAAUCUAAAGGUAAUGUGGUGAACAUUUCAAGCGUUGCUUCUACGAAAGCAGUGAUUAAUCUCAUGCCAUAUUGUAUAUCAAAGGCUGCAUUGGAUAUGUUUACAAAAUGCGCUGCCAAAGAACUGGCAAUGCACGGUGUUAGAGUUAAUUCUGUGAAUCCUGGUCCUACAGUAUCUGAGUUUCAUGAUAGGUUGGGCUUGGGAGCAAAGGAAACAGAAAAAUUGAUGAAAGAGAGAGCCGAAGAGAGUCCUCUAAAAAAGAUUGCAAAGGCCGAAGAGGUAGCGGAUUUGAUUAUGUAUCUGGCAAGUGAUAUGGCUUGCAGUAUCACCGGCAGUGUUUACGUUAUUGAUAAUGGUUUUUUGCUUCCUUAGACAAUAUUGCAUUACACAAUCAUUUACAUAAUGUUACGUUACACAAUGUUUAUCAGUAAACUAUAAUAAUACAUGUUGUAUAAAUAUCAUUAACAAUAACCUAUAACACUCAACAGAGUAAGUUGUUUAGCUUAAAAAGGGAAUGUUAUUUUUUAAUUUUAAUAUGGUUAUUUAUUUCAACUCAGUAAUUAAUAAAUAUCAGGAUAAUAAUAAACAUUUGCUUAAAAUAUAGAUGAUAAAAUGGUGUAAGACGUAGUAGAUAAUUUGCAAAAAACUGGCAACGUUUAAUCUUAAUAACAAUAGACUCGACUUGGAUUUGAAAGUAUUAUUCGAAUCUAAAAUGAUAUACAUAUCUGUUUUCAAACAAACCAACGUUUCGGACUCUUUUCAGGUCCCAUGAUCACAGCUGACUUAAACUGUGUAGUGAUUAAUUAGUUAUGUCUAUUAUUAAAGCAAACCACCAAAUUCUGAACUUAUAAAUCCUAAAACAUAUGUAGUUUCAUUUCCAAAGUGCAACACUUGAGGCCCCACGCCUAAAAAAAGGAAUCUUCUUCUGUAAAGUAGGUAAAAAUAAGUGGAAUAAAUUAAUUUUAUUUAUCAUUCCAAUAUUUAUUAAUAUUUACAUGACACACAAUAGGAACUUAAAUGGACUAUUAAUAAAAGCUUUUAAAAUAAAUGCUGCAUACAAUUGUACGGGCUGUACAAAAUGGUCUUGUAAAACAUAGUGAUACGGAAAGUUUUCAGAUAUUUUGCUAAAGUAACGAUUACAUUUUUUAUUAAUUUGUAGCUAAUUUCGAAUCGAAAUACGUAGUAUCGAUUGGCCCGCAACAUAUGUAUACAUUAUGUUGACUGAUUACUUCCGGACCGCAAGAGCAUUCUUAUCCUAGGAAGAGUUGGAAUACAGGGCUAUUUUUAAAAUACUAACAACCUUGUAGGACUAUAUUUUUAACAUCAUCACCAACAACUUUUGUUCCAUGACUUUUUGUAUAACAUAAUAAAUCUACCAAAAAUAAACUUUUCAGUUUUUAUUGUACUAUCUGAUACUUUUUAGAUUUGUAUUUGGCAGUAAAGUAAUCACGUGCAAUCGUCCUCCGCUUCGACUCCCACCCCCGUCAUGGGGGUCGAUUCAGAACCUUAUGAUAACUCAGUUGUCGACCGAUUUCUUUUCAUUUUUAUUCGCAACACCCGAAUCGAACUCAAACUGUCGUAUUCGAAACCGAACCGAAAUGACAUCACACCCGUACGAUUACUCGAACUUCUCGGCCGGCAAAGGCUACAAACGUUAUUCAGAACACAGUUAUCGGUAAUGAAAGUAACCGAUAUAUCGAGAGCGUCAUCUGUACCGCGUCGCGCAAGCUAACAAGGUGCACCGAUUUUUUACUCCAGAGCUGCGAUACCUGUUGUAUAAAGCUCAGGUCCGAAGCAGCAUG